Molecule: messenger RNA, 273 nt
Organism: Cetraspora pellucida
Lineage: Eukaryota; Fungi; Glomeromycota; Glomeromycetes; Diversisporales; Gigasporaceae
Source: the annotation of a GenBank genome assembly
AUGCCUUUAUCUAAUAAUAAUCAAGAUUGUAGUCAAGUAUCUUCACCUGGUUAUAGGCAAGUUUUUUCUCUUAGUAAUCAAAAUUGCAAUAAAGUGCCUUUAUCUGGUAAUAAUUACCAAGUGCUUUUACUUGGUAAUCAAAGUUGUAAUCAAAUGUCUUCACCUAGUAAUAAUCAAGUUUGUGAUCAGUUUUUUGUCUCAUCUUUAUCUAAAAAUUCAAUGCAAUCAUCUAAUAAUCAAGAUUGUGUUCAAGUGCUUUCAUCUGGUAAUUGA